Messenger RNA from Triplophysa rosa, 3167 nucleotides. It is a transcript of the gene ints13, whose product is annotated as integrator complex subunit 13. Lineage: Eukaryota; Metazoa; Chordata; Actinopteri; Cypriniformes; Nemacheilidae. The transcript is spliced from 17 exons. The coding region runs from base 275 to 2386 and encodes 703 amino acids. Gene Ontology annotation, biological process: regulation of mitotic cell cycle; centrosome localization. Gene Ontology annotation, cellular component: integrator complex. The record is from RefSeq and is a predicted model, not a curated record.
GUGCACAGGGUGGGUUUUGACCAACGGACCUGAGCAACGACGUAUUUUGUCCCCUUUGCUUUUUCUGUCUGGCUGGUUUAGCACAUCUGUCCCGUUAUUUUUUAUUUGAUCCCUCUGUUAUCCUCUACAUUUCUGUUAUUUACUAACCAAAACAACAUAGACGGGUUUUUUAUGUAAGUCUCUUUGUUGUGCGCGCGCGCAGAACCGAUGGAAAACUAGCGGGCGAUGCUAGCAUGCUAAAGCUACCUUUUCUGUGACACCCAGGACAUUAAAGAUGAGGAUGUUCUCAGUUUCACACAAGACAGCCUUUGUGGUGGAUCACUGUCCAUACAUGGCAGAGUCCUGCCGGCAACUGAUCGAGUGUGACAUGCUGACCAAAAGCCGUGCACAGGGUGUGAUUCCACUGGCUCCAGUCUCCAAGUCUCUCUGGACAUGUGCCAUCGAAUGCUCUAUGGAGUACUGCCGCAUACUAUUUGACAUUUACCCCACCAAGAAACUGGUGAACUACAUUGUGAGUGAUUCCGAAGUUCAUAUCCUUAACAACUGGAAGCAGGAACACCAGAACACACAUGAGCUCAUGGCUGCUUUGGCAACUGUUGGUCCUCCCAACCCUCGCCAGGAUCCUGAAUGCUGUAGUGUCCUGCAUGGGUUGGUUGCAGCUGUGGAAUCAUUGUGUAAGAUCACAGAAUAUCAGCAUGAGGCUCGUACUUCUUUAAUGGACGUGGCUGACCGAGUAGCCAAUAGAGGGCGUAUUAUUUGUCUCACUAAUGCCAAAAGUGACACCCAUGUCAGAAUGCUAGAGGACUGUGUGUUGGAAACCAUUCAGGAGCAGAACAAACUGGCAGCAGGAUCUGAUCGACUGAUGCCUAUUCAGCAGUGUGAGCUUGUGCUGGUUCACAUCUUUCCCCAGGGUGAUGACACGCUGGUCUCAGACCGUCAAAAGAAAGAGCUGUCAUCAGUAUUGACCAGUGAAGUUCACAGCGUGCGUGCUGGAAGGUAUCUGGCUUCUAAACUAAAUGUGCUGGUUCAGCAGCACUUUGAUUUGGCCUCCACUACCAUCACCAACAUCCCCAUGAAGGAGGAACAGCAUGCGAACACUUCAGCGAAUUACGACGUUGAGCUGCUGCACCAUCGGGAUGCUCAUAUUGAAUUUAUUAAGAGUGGUGAUUUGCACAUGGCUGGCAGCACUAGCAGAGACAGCGGUCUGAAAGAAACAGUCACGCUUAAAUGGUGCACUCCACGCACCAACAGUGUAGAGCUGCAUUACUGCACAGGGGCCUAUCGCAUUUCUCCUGUGGAUGUCAAUAGCCGGCCAUCUUCCUGUCUAACUAACUUCCUGUUGAAUGGUCGCUCCGUGUUGCUAGAGCAGCCACGCAAGUCAGGGUCAAAGGUCAUCAGUCACAUGUUGAGCAGCCAUGGAGGCGAGAUUUUUUUGCAUGUUUUGAACAGCACGCGCUCCACACUAGAGGACCCACCCUCCAUCAGCGAAGGCUGUGGGGGACGAGUGACUGACUACCGCAUUACUGAUUUUGGUGAAUUCAUGCGUGAGAAUCGCCUAACUCCAUUCCCAGAUGAAAUGGUCGAUACAUUGGGCAGAACUCCAAUUGAAAGAGCCAAAUUCCAGCUAGAAAGACACACUAGAUACUGGCCAAUGAUCAUUUCCCAGACCACCAUCUUCAAUAUGCAGGCGGUGGUGCCUUUAGCAAACCUCAUAGUGAAGGACACUCUAACAGAUGAGGAUGUGCUGACCUGUCAGAAGACAGUCUAUAAUCUUGUUGAUAUGGAAAGGAAAAGUGACCCCCUGCCCAUCUCUACUGUGGGCUCCAGAGGAAAAGGUCCCAAACGCGAUGAGCAGUAUCGGAUCAUGUGGAACGAGCUGGAGACGCUGGUAAAGGCUCACGUGGGCAACAGCGAGCGUCACCAGCGUGUUUUGGACUGCAUUAGUGCCUGUCGAAGCAAACCUCCUGAAGAGGAAGAGAGGAAGAAAAGAGGGAGGAAGAGGGAGGACAAGGAGGAAAAAGACAAGAAUGGCAAGGACUCGGAGGAGAAGAGCUGGACCGCUGAGUCCGAGAGACUCAAGGGAGCAAUGGAGCGUGAGAAGGAUGAACAGGCUGAAUGUGAGAUCAUCAAAGAUUCACCAGACUCUCCUGAGCCCCUGAACAAGAAACCGCGUUUGGCCACAGAGGAGCAACAGCCUCCAGAGAAAUCUAAAGGUCCCGUCUCUCUGCUCUCGCUUUGGACCAAUAGAAUCACCCAAGCCAACUCCAGGAAGCAUCAAGAGUUUGCAGGAAGGCUGAAUUCGGUGAAUAACAAGGCAGAGCUUUAUCAACAUCUCAAAGAGGAAAACGGGAUGGAUGCUCACGAGAAUGGAAAAGCCACUAGAUGAUGUGUGGCACAAGCCUUGUCUCAUUGGGUCUCAUCAUUGAGUGGUCGAUGGGAUGUGAUGGUGACAGACACAGCACAUGGUGUUUUAUAAGGAGAUACUUUUAUAUACAUUUGUUUGUAUAGAGUCUGAAUAAAAAAACUGUAAAUUGGUUGCUUGUUUUUUGCGUUGGUUCAUUUAUGUCUGUAAAUUCAUUUUUGUUCAUUAAGCAACAGUAAGCUUACUUAACAUAAAUGGAUGCCCAAAUUUGCUUAAUGUCAGAAGCACAGACCACAGGUUAAAUCUGUAAGUUAAACCUUAUACCCAUACUAGUGUUUUGCUAAGGCCGUGUAUUUAAUGGUGGUUGGCCUUCGCAUUAAGAGUAAAAUAAGAGUAGGAGUAAAAUUGGGUUUGGUUCGUUUUAGAAAAAGCUAAUUUUGUUUGAGGCUGUUGGGUAGCAAGUAACUAUAGGUAUACUAGUUAAUGUUUUUAUUGUUUGCAGAGUUAUGUCAAUAAAAGAGGUUAUUUGUUUAUGUAGAGGUGAAAAUUGCUUACAAAGUAUAAACGCAUUCUUGGAUAAAUUGUUCUAUGUUUUCUGUAUAACCUUUUGUGGAGAUUGCACCAUUAGUAAACAGAGGAACCACUUUGUUGAACGCCGGUCUAUUAUUGAUUUUGGAUUUUCUCAAGCAUAUACUGUACAUUACGUAAAAAGCUUGAUCUCCCAAAAGGCUUUUCUGUUUAGAUGCAUUUUAGCUCAGCCGUGAAAAGCAAAUAUACCUGGUCCAUUGCCAAAGACUGAGGAUGU